GGGGAGCUCACAAUGAGAUUAUUUAUGCUAAUAAGGUAGAUGUCACUUCCGCCCCUUUUAUUUGCGCCAUUUUGGAUAGGGCAGUUUCCAGGCUGGAUGUGUAUUGUCUGUCAGAGGGGAAUGGGCAAACCGAAAUCCGUUACCAGGAAUUACAGCCAGAGUUAAGGUAAAUUUGUCUCCGACAGUAGGUUUUUCGGUACUCGUUCCCCGCCAGAUGAACAUGUGUCCACCCUCCACUCUGACGGGAACCAGGGUUUUAAUUUGAUGAAUCUCGGACGCUCUGUUCCCGUUCGCCGACUGGAGGGAAGAGGAUAGCCCCUGUCGGUGAGGGACGUUCCGGGGGGGUUUCGGAGGGCAGACCGACCGUUUGGCUUCACUCGCCCCCGGUUCGCGGGGCACCUGAGCGGGUGAGAGGGUCCACACGUCCCCCUCAGCCAUCCCGAGAGGAGACGUCUCCCUCGGACGGGAGCGCUGGAUGUGAAAGCAGGCAGCCAGAAUGUUCCAGCUCCCCGUCAAUAACCUCAGCAGCCUACGGAAAGCAAGGAAAAAUGUCAAGAAGGUCCUGGGAGACAUCGGCCUGGAGUUCUGCAGAGAUCACUUAGAGGACUUUAAAGACUUCACUCCUCCAGAGGUGUAUAUCAAGCACACAAGCUGGGAAGAUGUCUGCAUGUGGGAGCCAUCGCACACCAAAGUCCAGGACUACAGAUCAAAGCCUUUCUGCUGCUCGGGCUGCCUCUUUUCCUCCAAGUACUUCUCGGCAUACAAGAGCCACUUCCGCAACGUCCACAGCGAGGACUUUGAGAACAACAUCCUGCUCAACUGCCCCUACUGCACUUUCAAUGGCAACAAAAAGACGCUGGAGACGCACAUCAAGCUGUUCCACAUGCCGGCCAACAGCGGGCGGCAGGGCCCCGCCGGCGUGGCGGCGGGGGCCGGCGGCGUCCUGGCCAAGGACGGGCUGCUCAAGCGGGCCGGGGACAGCGUGGAGCAGGCGGUGUACUACUGCAAGAAGUGCACCUACAGGGACCCUCUGUACAACGUGGUGCGCAAGCACAUCUACCGGGAACACUUCCAGCAGGUGGCCCACCCCUACAUCGUGAAGCCCGGGGACAAGAGCAACGCUCACAACGGCGGGAAGACGGACGGCGGCGCCGGCAGCAACCAGAUCCACUGCAAGAAGUGUCUGUUCGUCCCCCGGACCUACGAGGCCCUGGUCCAGCACGUCAUCGAGGACCACGAGAGGAUCGGCUACCAGGUCACCGCCAUGAUCGGCCACACCAGCGUGAUCGUGCCCCGGCCCAAGCCCGUCAUCAUGUUCCCCCCCAAAGCGCAGGGAGACAAGACCAUCAUCGGGAUGGGCCCCAAAGGGGCCGUGAUGGCCACCACCAGGUCUCCGGCCUCGCAGCAGCUCGGCCGGGCCGUCAUCGCCGCGAAGGCGGGCUUCUCCUCCCACGGCCUGCUCUCCGGGCUCAAGCACGACGCCAUAGCGCUGAAGGCCGGCGCCGGCCCGCCGUUCUCCGCCGGCGGCCCGCAGGGCAGGCUCAGCAUGCCCGGGAACGCCCAGGUGUCCGUGCCCCAGCAGUCCCACGCAGCCAAGCAGCUGGUGCCCGGCGGCAGCCUGCGCGGGCCCCUGGUGGCCGGGGCCUCCUCCUCCUCCCUCAAGGCCAACCCCCUGGGCUCCCGGGUCCAGGCGGCCGCCACCACCGUGGCGUCCGUCACGGCCAAGAAGGGCGGCUCCUCCGUCCUGGGCACGUCCUACACCCAGAAGUGGAAGAUCUGCACCAUCUGCAACGAGCUCUUCCCCGAGAACGUGUACAGCGCCCACUUCGAGAAGGAGCACAAGGCGGAGAAGGUGCCGGCCGUGGCCAACUACAUCAUGAAGAUCCACAACUUCACCAGCAAGUGUCUGUACUGCAACCGCUACCUGCCCAGCGACACGCUGCUCAACCACAUGCUGAUCCACGGCCUGUCCUGCCCGCACUGCCGCGCCACCUUCAAUGACGUGGAAAAGAUGGUGGCCCACAUGCGGCUGUCGCACCCCGACGAGAAGGUGGGGCCCCGCACGGACUCUCCCCUGACCUUUGACCUCACCCUGCAGCAGGGCAACCCCAAGAACGUCCAGCUGAUCGUCACCACCUACAACAUGAGGGACGCCCCCGAGGAGUCGCUGGCCUUCCACGCCCAGAACGCCCCCUCCAUGGCGUCGGCGCUGUCUUCCUCCCUGUUAUCCAGCAAGAGGCUGAUGCCUCAGCACCCCCCCAAGACGCACUCGGGUUCCCCGGACGCCCCCCCGGCCAAGAACGCCCCCCAGGCGUCCGUUCCCUACAAGAGGGACGUGGGCAAAACCCUCUGUCCGCUCUGCUUCUCCAUCCUGAAGGGCCCCAUCUCGGACUCGCUGGCCCACCACCUCCGAGAGCGCCACCAGGUGAUCCAGACCGUCCAUCCGGUGGAGAAGAAGCUCACCUACAAGUGCAUCCACUGCCUGGGCGUGUACACCAGCAACAUGACCGCCUCCACCAUCACGCUGCACCUGGUGCACUGCCGGGGCGUGGGCAACGGGCCGGCCCCGACAACCCCGACGGCGGCGCCCCCAAGCGCCGGAGGCGGGGCCCCCCCGGGGGAGCGGGCCCACCCGCGGGACUCCAGCGGCCCCUUCACCUUCGUGGAGAACCCCGAGGACCCGGUGGUCCUGGCGCUGGACCCCAAGGGCCAGGAGAGCCAGCCCUACGAGGCCCGCAAGGCCUUCCUGACGCGCUACUUCAACCGGGCGCCGUACCCCAGCCCGCGCGAGGUGGACAAGCUGUCGGCCAGCCUGUGGCUGUGGAAGUCGGACAUCUCCGGCCACUUCGUCAGCAGCCGGCGGCGGUGCGUGCAGGAGUGCGAGCGCCAGCGGGCCAGCGUGCUGCUGGGCUUCAGCAUGGAGGAGCUCGCCACGCUCAGCCACCAGCUGGCGCUGGGGGGGGGCGGAGCCUACCGGGGCGGCCGGCGCCGCACCUCCCGGGCCUGCAGGGGCGUGUCCCAGCGGGCGCUCCAGAGACACCGGGAGCUGGCGGCGCUCAACGGGGGCGUGGCGCCGCCGAGGAGGAGGGGCACGCCGCCGGGCGCCCCCGGCAACGCCACGGACCAAACCAAGACAAUCCCCAGCACCUUACCACAGAAGAGGCCUCUGGACCUGUCCGAGCCCAUCGCCGCCCGUCUCCACGGCAACCAGCCGCCCGCCGGGGCCGCGGGGAGCACGGAGCCGGGGCCGGGCGCCAAAACCGGCUCCGACUCGGACGACCUGUCGGAGGACGAGGACGAGGACGAUGAUGACGAGGAGGAGGAGGAGGAGGAGGAAGGGGCUCACGUGGAAAACGGCUUCGGAGCCUCGGAUGGCGCCGGGCGGCCGGCCGCCAGAGGGAGAGACGCUCUGCCCAUCAUCAUCCCAAAGUUUGUCCCGUCGGCGGCGAGAGGAGGCCGAGACGGCGCCCAGCUGGGAAAACAGCAGGUCUGA
Menidia menidia (Atlantic silverside) is the source of this 3493-nucleotide messenger RNA. Lineage: Eukaryota; Metazoa; Chordata; Actinopteri; Atheriniformes; Atherinopsidae. The record is from the annotation of a GenBank genome assembly.